AAUUUGAAAAAUUUAUUCUAAGGCUAGACUAAUUAGAUAGUUAAUUAGAUUGAUUAAAUGCUAAUGUCAAAUGCUCAGAGGAAUAGGUUCUGUUGAUUAAUGAGAUCAAAAAGGUAAAAAUAAAUCAAAAAACACUAUAAUUUUGCAAUUUAUUUGGUUAGCUUCCAACCUUCAUUGUUUAUUUUUGAGUUUCACUACCAAGUCAAUGAAUUAUAAUUAUAAUAGAGACCUUGAUAUGUGAAUUACAUUCUGCAGAUUCAGCAAUUGAUUUUGAUUUGUUAAUUACGAAAACAAAUUAAUAAUCAUGGAGUUGCCUAAGCGAUAACAUUUAAUUUACUUCAACGUGAUUUUAUUUCUUAACUGAAUUAUCCAUUGAAAAUCCAUUGUUCAGGAGCUUGAAUCGUAAUGAUUAUGUAUUAUUUUUAGUGUAAUGUAUAAAUUAUUCAGCAUCAGUUAUUCAACAAUUGUAUCAAUUAAUCUUUGAAUAAAACAGCGUUCAUCGCAUGGAAUCAGUGCUAAAGUAAACUAUUGAAAUUAUUCAAUCAAAAUGACCUAUUUCUAUUCCUUACUUGUUGUAUUAAAAAUAGACAAUUUAAAAUAUUCCAAGCAAUCAAAAUUACAAAGGUAUAAAUAAGGUACUGAUAAAGCUCAUAAAGUCAGUCAGCUACAAGAUUGAAUUCACUUCUCUUGAGUGUUUACUUCAACAUGGCACUUACACAUUUGCGAAUGUUUUGUUUGGUAACCGUUUUUUUCGUUUUAAAUUUGUGUAUUGUUAAUUGUGAGCCAAUUAGAGUGAACAAUCCUGAGGUGAGCUCAACAAAGCCCGAACACGAUGAAUCAAAGACGACUGAAUCGAAAGUUAAAGGUGACCACACGAAGCCUCGAAAUCUAUUUUAUCCUGGCAGUAAGUUGCUUGAAUAUUUUAAGUAAUUAUCAUCCCGAUUCAUGUCAUUAAUUUUUGUUCUGGUCAUGUAUUUUAUAGUAGACUAUUCCGGUUUAGCUUCUAGUUUAAUUCCUGGUUUAACUGCUGGUUAUGCUCCUGGUUUCAUUCCUGGUUUUGCUCCGGGAUUGGCUCCUGGUUUUGUUCCUGGUUUCCCUCCUGGCUUCGCGCCUGGUUUCGCUCCUGGUCUCGGAUAUGGUUAUGGUUAUGGUAAUGGUUACCCCAUCGGUGGUAUUGAAUAUAUUGACCAAUUCUUUCCUUGACUAGAAUGACCAAAUUUCAAUCGGUGGUCCUUAUAUUUAUAACAUUAAAUUGCUGCUCUUAAUUGUCUACCAAUAAAUUCAACUUUACAUCGUUUUUUGUAUUC
Tetranychus urticae (two-spotted spider mite) is the source of this 1307-nucleotide messenger RNA. Lineage: Eukaryota; Metazoa; Arthropoda; Arachnida; Trombidiformes; Tetranychidae. The record is from RefSeq and is a predicted model, not a curated record.